UCCCAUGUUAAACCAUCGCGUCUAUAGCUCUUGUUCUACUGCAUUCGCCCAUCCCACCUACGGCUCCAUGCUCCUCCAAGUCAGCAUGUCUCUAUCCGAGACUCUCGCCCGCCUCACCAUGAAUCUCAACCGCCGGCCCGACCUGACCCGGCGGCUGCGCGUCGUCGACGACGACAACCGCAAGUCUGUUGCCGAGUCUUCGGCCGAGAUCAUCCAAAAGAUCUUCACGACGUGCCUGACCGACCGGACAGGCACCCGGACGAGCAAGCCGGAGGGAAAGCGGGUUGGCGUAUAUAUGUUUGCCAACCUCGUGCUGAAACUCCUCUUUGCAUGCCGAAGAACUCAGCUUGCAAAGAUGAUAUUCGUCAACAUCGAGUCUAUAUCGCCUCCGCUUUCACUCUAUCCCGCCGCCCAGCGCGUCACCUUUCUCUACUACCUCGGCCGCUUCAACUUCUCAAACCAUCACUAUAACCGCGCCGCCCUCUGUCUCCAAGAGGCAUACCUGCAGACCCCUCCUCAACUCGUCUCUCAUCGCAGCAACAUCCUCACCUACCUCAUCCCCGCAAACCUUCUCCUCGGCAAAUUCCCCUCAACCACACUCCUGUCGCGGCCCGAGGCUCAAUCGCUCAAACCCAUCUUCCUUCCCAUGUGCAUGGCCAUCCGCUCUGGCAACUUCAUGCAGUUUCAGGCCCACCUCGCCGCACACGAAACCUGGCUCUUCGAAAAGGGCCUCCUCCUAUCACUCUCCAACCGCCUCCGGCCGCUCCUCUGGAGGAGCCUCACCCGCAAGACGUUCCUCCUCACAUACGUGCCGCCGCAAGACGCCUCCUCCCGCAAAGCAGCAACGCUCGACCUCUCCCACCUCCUCACCGUGGCAACCUACAUCCAGCGCCGCCUCGAAGGCUGGCUGCCCGGCAACCCGACCGCCCCCCACCACCGGCCGUCGCAGGCCAACCCCCUCCUCAUGCAGGCCCUCCGCAACAACGUCCAGCCCUCUGCCGAAACGACUCUGGCCCCUCCCCCAGGUGGCCCCCGGAAGCUCCGCCCCAACGAGGGGCUCAUAUGGGGUAACGCCCUGGUCAGCUACGAAGACAUCGAGAUGACCGUUGCCACUCUCAUCCAGCAGGGCUUCAUGCAUGGAUUCAUCGCCCACAGCCAGGGCCGGUUCGCCAUUAUCGGAGCAAAGGCGAAGGGCAGCCCCGUACUAGCAGGCUGGCCGAACGUCUGGCAGACAAUCAGGGAGAGGAGGCACGAAGAUGACUUUGAUAUAGACGCCGUUCCUGGCUGGGUGACUUUAUGAGAAAGACA
This is a messenger RNA of Trichoderma citrinoviride, 1308 nucleotides long. RefSeq lists its product as hypothetical. The coding region runs from base 86 to 1300 and encodes 404 amino acids. Gene Ontology annotation, biological process: transcription elongation by RNA polymerase II; poly(A)+ mRNA export from nucleus; post-transcriptional tethering of RNA polymerase II gene DNA at nuclear periphery. Gene Ontology annotation, molecular function: RNA binding; double-stranded DNA binding. The transcript has 2 exons. Gene Ontology annotation, cellular component: transcription export complex 2. The record is from RefSeq and is a predicted model, not a curated record. NCBI's taxonomy places the organism in Eukaryota, Fungi, Ascomycota, Sordariomycetes, Hypocreales, Hypocreaceae.